Prorocentrum cordatum is the source of this 783-nucleotide messenger RNA. The record is from the annotation of a GenBank genome assembly. NCBI's taxonomy places the organism in Eukaryota, Dinophyceae, Prorocentrales, Prorocentraceae.
UCCUUGCCCCCCCUCCCCGGUCCCUCCCUGCUCGAGGAGUCGCGGCGGCGGCGGCCGCGGCGGCGGCGGCGGCGGCGGCAGCAGCAGCAGCAGUGGGGGGUCAGCAGCUCGGCCGGCGGCGCGGCUCGAGCGUGCCGACGCUGGGACUGGGACUCCGCGCGAGGAGCGCGCGCGCGCCCGCCCGCAGGGGGGGGGGGCCGCCGAGGCAUGGACGCCUACCGGCGCGGGCCGCCUCCCGACCUGGUCGCGGCCAUGCCCGACGGCACCGAGGAGAAGCUCCGAGGCAUGCGGUGCACCGCGGACCAGCGGAAGAACCUGAUGCGUGCUGCCAAGCUCGGGCUGGGACCCCUGAAGCAGCUCGGGAUCAGCUCGAGCCCUCUGGCCGGGCCCUCCAGGUCCCGAUCACCCAGACGGCAGCCAGUCCUCGCGGUCGCAGGCGGCAGCUCGUCGUCCCGUGCGGCGGUGCCGCCCGCCCUGCCGGGCGCAGGACUCGGACGGUCCGCGCUGAAGGCCCAGGCCGACGAGGACGACGACGAGGAGCCUCUGGCGCGCCCUCGCGCGCGCGGGGGGCUCCCCUGGCUGGCGGCCGCCGCCGCCGCCGCCCGCCCACGCCGCGCUGCCUAGCGCCGAGGGCCGGCCAGCGGCCGGCUGUGGAGGGCCGUGGGCUGGGCUGGCCUGUCGGGGGCAAGGAUGGGUCGGGGGCAAGGAUGGGGCAAGGAUGGGGCGCAUUGACCCCCAGCCGCCCCUUGAUCGCCGAUGGGGGCCCGAUGGCCCCAGCCUGCC